AUGGCGACACGUAUGCAGAGUUUACAGCCGGACCCAAUGGCUCAGUACCGCAGUGUGUACGGUGCACUGAAGAGGAUUGUGCGGACAGAGGGCCUCCUUCGACCCUUGAGGGGCCUCAAUAUUACUGUGCUGGGGGCCGGUCCCGCACACGCACUCUAUUUCGCCUGCUACGAGCGGAUCAAGCGCAGCCUUAGUGACGUCAUACAGCACGGAGGCAACAGUCACAUUGCUAACGGUGUGGCGGGAAGUGUUGCCACUGUCCUCCACGAUGCUAUCAUGAACCCAGCAGAAGUGGUGAAGCAGAGGAUGCAGAUGUAUAACUCCCCAUACCGCAGCCUGUAUGACUGCGUCCUGACGGUCAGUCGCAAGGAAGGCCUGGCCGCCUUCUACCGCAGCUACAGCACUCAGCUGACCAUGAACAUCCCCUUCCAGGCCGUCCACUUCAUCACUUACGAAUUCAUGCAGGAACAUUUUAACCCCCAGCGCCAGUACCGGCCCGAGACACACAUCCUGUCCGGAGCGGCGGCCGGAGCCGUGUCCGCUGCCAUAACCACUCCAUUAGACGUGUGCAAGACGCUGCUAAACACGCAGGAGAACGUGGUGCUCAGCUCCGCGCACGUUAGCGGACAUCUCUCCGGCAUGGUGAACGCACUCAGGACAGUGUACCGAUUGGGCGGCGUGCCGGCCUUCUUUAAAGGCAUCAGAGCGCGGGUGAUUUAUCAGAUGCCAUCUACGGCCAUCGCCUGGUCCGUGUAUGAGUUCUUCAAAUACUUUCUGACCCAACAGAAACCACACAUCCAGGAGCUGAGGAGAGACGCUCACAAGGCCAGCCCUACAUGAGGCCCGCCAGCACUGAAUCCGUUCAGCCCAUCCAAAGAGUGCGCGUGAGGAUCAACGGACAACGGACAACGGAAGACGCCUUCGGCUCGAAAGGGAAUGUAGAUGCUCAUUUCUUAUGCAGUAGACACUCCAGCAGCUUCUGUGCUUGAUGCUAAUGUAUUAAUUUAUUGGAAGAGUUUAAUGUUGUUACAAGAAUGUAUGGAUGCUGCACACUACAGAACGUUUCUUGUAAACAUGACGGAAACAGGAAGGUAAAGCUGUGUCGAUGUUUUGUUUGUAUUCUCACUUACAUAUUUA
Sinocyclocheilus grahami is the source of this 1137-nucleotide messenger RNA. RefSeq names its product mitoferrin-1-like. Bases 1 to 840 code for a protein of 279 amino acids. The transcript has 4 exons. Lineage: Eukaryota; Metazoa; Chordata; Actinopteri; Cypriniformes; Cyprinidae. Gene Ontology annotation, cellular component: mitochondrial membrane. Gene Ontology annotation, molecular function: ferrous iron transmembrane transporter activity. The record is from RefSeq and is a predicted model, not a curated record. Gene Ontology annotation, biological process: iron import into the mitochondrion.